Molecule: messenger RNA, 339 nt
Organism: Kwoniella mangroviensis CBS 8507
Lineage: Eukaryota; Fungi; Basidiomycota; Tremellomycetes; Tremellales; Cryptococcaceae
Exons: 2
Coding region: 1-339 (112 amino acids)
Source: RefSeq, a predicted model, not a curated record
AUGUCUUCAAAGAAUUCCACUGUUGCUGAAUCACGAGCAGCCGCUCUCGACACUACUGUCCAGUCUUUGGACGCCUUUGAGUCGGUAUUUGAUGGGAAGAAUACCAAUACUUCCCAAAAAGGCGAACUUACACUAAGAAUGACGUCGAUGCUCUGCGGCAUAAUUGAUGACGAUGAUCUCAAUACUCGCUGUACUCCCAAACAACAAGAGACGAGAACUGCUUUUCUCCCCCAGGCUUCAAGAAACUUAAUGAAUGAUAUAGGUACUGCCCGGGAGAGCCAGAGUGCAAAGAUGAUCAAGUUGUUUGGGGAUGUACUGAUAAAUGAUUGUAGACCUUGA